This is a messenger RNA of Lasiosphaeria miniovina, 1472 nucleotides long. RefSeq lists its product as uncharacterized. NCBI's taxonomy places the organism in Eukaryota, Fungi, Ascomycota, Sordariomycetes, Sordariales, Lasiosphaeriaceae. The record is from RefSeq and is a predicted model, not a curated record. Bases 211 to 978 code for a protein of 255 amino acids. The transcript is spliced from 4 exons.
UUCUAUUUCAUCAUUUCAGCUAGCCACAGUCGAUACCUGACGUCACUGGUCAUCACCCAUCGGAUCUCGCACGGGUAUAAAAAAGAGGCCGAACCUGCUGCCCGUAAGUACUUACAACUUGUCUAGUUAGCCACCUGAGCCACUCAACCAGAAACGCCUCCAUCGGGUCCAAGCCUCCACAAACAACCAGCAAACUGACCAUUAAGUAAUAUGGGAUCCAACACAUCCACUCCCUCUGGAUUCGCAACAGCAGCCCAGGCCAAUACAAGGGCAGCAGACUCUCCGCCAUCGCCGUUUAUCUGCCACUCGCACAAUGGAUACAUCCCUUUCGGUGAAAGCUGGGAGAUAACCGACUCAUGCAACUUUUGCUGCCAGCAAUGCAUCAUCAGCGGCCGGAUCAUCGACGGCAAGCCCCGAGCCAGGGGCGCUUUCAGGACGCCAGGCUCCUUCUUCGGGCAGAACCCUGCGCUGGUGUUGACUUGCGGCAAAUGUAGCAGAACUGCCAGCCAAGCAUACGCCCUCGGCUGGAUGUUCUGCAUGGGCGACGAGGCCAGCUUCUGCCCUAGCUGCCUGCAGCAGAACGCCAGUCUCUUGCGGAACCACCGGCUCGGCCCGCGCCAUGUCAGCACCCAUAGCAGUAGCAGUCGCCAGCCGGCAUCGUGGGUUCUCUUCGCCCACCCGAAACCCGACAACGACGUGGCCCAGCAGCGCCAUGCCAUCCUGGCCGGACAGGCGCCUCCUCCGUCGGCGCGGCUGGGCCAAGACUUGGGUCUGGCGAGCCCCGAGCCUGUGUCGUGGGUGCGCAUGCCCGCCAACGCACCCUGGGGCGUCGUCCCCGGCGGGUCCGGGACCCGGAAUACCCUGUGCGACGCCUACGAUCUGCACAGAGGCGGGCCCACCAUCGGGCCCACCAACAGCCAGUGGUAUGCGUGUGCCCGGUGCAAGCCUGGCUGGGACGCGCUCGCGAGGGGCCAGUAGUUCGCAACGGAGGUGUAAACCGGUGAGGCUUGUAACUGUCGGGUUGCCUUUUGUGUAAUAUUCAUGGCUUUGGACAUUCGGGUGUCAAAGUAUCUACACGAGCUUGCGUCUGUGCUGAAUUUAAAGGGAUAGUAGCUUAUUAAGAUGGAGUUCAGUUGGGCAAGUAAGACGUGUGGCAGGUUGCACGGAUUUGAUGUUGUCUCUGAUGAUAAAGCCUAGAAUAGUUCAAACAGGCAAGAUCACUGAGACGCAACAGCUAUCCUGAACUGAGAGAACGCACCCCCCACGUCGAUGUGACCUCGACUCUCAUAUUAACUCUUAGUUGAUCUCCAUUGGAUAGACGCCAGCCGUAGCAGCCGUUGCACAGCAGAGGGUCCUGGUUGUUACUCGCCAUGUCGACUGUUGAGACGGGUAUCUGAGUCUGAGAGAGGACUUGAGUUAAUUAGCUGCUAUGGGCCCACGGGAUAAGAUGAAAAGACAGACAUGUUUCUUGG